AUCCGCUCCCCUCGAAGUUCGUUACAGAAGUUGUCACCAUCUAUUCGCUAUGGCAAAACCUCCUAUAUGGGGCCAUAUUCAUACACAGCACGAAUACUCGAAGUUAGAAGGAGGAGAACUGACACUAUCCAACACUAAAUCGGAGCCCAAUGCUCCUAGUCGCUGGUCUGAGACAACAUGGCGAUGUAUUUGCGUCUUCACCUUUCUAAGUGGUAUCUUUAUGCUCCUUGCCGCUCAUCGAUCGGUACCUUCUGACAAAGAAUGCACUGCCCAACUCAGUAUUUGGUCUCCAAUCCUCGAAGCUGUUGAAUAUGAACAGAAAGAUUGGACGAGCGGCCUUUCUGCGUCAGAGUUUAGUGGUCCUCCAACGCCUGAGUUGGAGGGGAAAUGGUCAGAGAUAGCAAAUUCAGGAAUUGUCCUCAUCCCUCCAGAUCGAAUCCCUUCUUUGAAUAGAAGCAUCGAGCAGGGUUUCGUCGAGGUCACAGUACGCAAUUCUUCCGGGUUUAUAGGAGAGAUUGAGGUAUUCCAUCACCUUCACUGCCUGAACUUCAUACGACAGUAUGUAUGGGUGGACUUCUACCCGGAAGAUCAAGCCCCAAGUCUAUUGAAAGGCAAUGGAGAAUCGCAAAGAGAAGUAAACAGACUGCACGUUGCUCAUUGUAUUGAGGUCCUCAGACAGGCCUUGACAUGCAAUGCAGAUCUGACUCCAUAUUUGAUGUACAAAACGCCGAAUGGGAAAUCUCCAGUAACGGAGGACUUCAACGCGAGCCACAUGUGUAAGAACUUUGAUCGUAUAAUGGAUUGGAUGAAAGAUAACUCGGCUGCUGAGGAAUGGGCUGAGGUGCGGAAGGAAUAUUUCGGUCAUCAGCAUUAAUUGCUGUUGGUAAGUCAGUAAAAGCGGAAGUAUAUAACAUGUGUUAAU
Messenger RNA from Mollisia scopiformis, 922 nucleotides. RefSeq lists its product as uncharacterized. Bases 50 to 874 code for a protein of 274 amino acids. The transcript is spliced from 3 exons. NCBI's taxonomy places the organism in Eukaryota, Fungi, Ascomycota, Leotiomycetes, Helotiales, Mollisiaceae. Gene Ontology annotation, biological process: mycotoxin biosynthetic process. The record is from RefSeq and is a predicted model, not a curated record.